Uranotaenia lowii is the source of this 5496-nucleotide messenger RNA. RefSeq lists its product as uncharacterized. NCBI's taxonomy places the organism in Eukaryota, Metazoa, Arthropoda, Insecta, Diptera, Culicidae. The transcript has a single exon. Gene Ontology annotation, molecular function: nucleic acid binding; aspartic-type endopeptidase activity. Gene Ontology annotation, biological process: proteolysis; DNA integration. The coding region runs from base 1 to 5496 and encodes 1831 amino acids. The record is from RefSeq and is a predicted model, not a curated record.
AUGCCAGUCACAAAGAAGGUGACUUCUGCAGCUGCAGCAACUGCUGCUGCGCCGUCCUUAAAACUAUUGAACGUUAAAUUCAGACAGAUUCAAAUAUCGGCGGGAGACAUUUGGCGUUUUGUCGAUAAUUUUCAAGAAGAAUGUUCUACUUCUGAAAUUGAGGUACGCCUGGAGGAGUUAGACAGUUUAUGGGAACGGUUUAACGAUGCGUUAGUAGACAUUCAAUCGCACGAAGACUUUGAUGAAUUCGAAAAUACCUGCGAAAAAGAUAGGCUACUUUACAGUGAGCAAUAUUACCAUGCAAAAUCGUUUCUGAUGGAUAGAAUUAAAGAGAGGAGGAGGGUUCCGGAAAAUGAACAAACUUCUCGGGCCAACGAAAGCUUAUCACAAUCCACACUUGAUCAUGUUCGACUUCCUCAGAUCAAGUUGCAGACCUUCAAUGGUGAUAUUGAAGAAUGGUUAAGCUUCAGGGAUCUUUAUACUUCGUUGAUUCAUUGGAAACCCGACUUACCUGAAGUGGAAAAGUUCCAUUAUUUAAAGGGCUGCUUGCAAGGUGAACCGAAAGCCCUUAUUGACCCUUUGAAAAUUACUCAAGCAAACUAUCAAAUCGCUUGGGAUUUGUUAGUAAAGCGCUACAAUAACAACAAACAACUUCGGAAAAGACAGGUUCAAGCCCUGUUCCAACUGCCAACACUCACCAAGGAAUCCGUCACAGAUUUGCACGUUCUUUUAGAAGGUUUCGAAAGAAUUGUGCAGACCUUGGAUCAAAUCGUACAACCGGUAGAUUAUAAGGAUCUGCUAUUGGUUCAGAUUCUCUCCUCGCGUCUCGAUCCAGUGACACGCAGAGGAUGGGAAGAAUUUUCGGCAAAUGAGGACCAAGAUUUGAUAAAAAACUUGACGGAAUUCCUGCAGAGGCGAGUUCGCGUUUUGGAAUCGUUACCAGCUAAACCAGUUGAGCAAAAACUUCCACAGCAGCAAUUAUCAUCUGUUAAACCAAAACCAUUCGUGAGGCGAAGCUUUAAUACGGUUCAAACGUUCGGCAAACGUUGUGUAGCUUGCGCGUCAGAUCAUCCGCUGUAUCAAUGUUCAAGUUUUCAGCGCAUGGCAGUGGCUGAUCGGGAAAAGCUGUUGCGAACGAAUCAACUGUGUCGGAAUUGUUUCAACAAGGGUCACAAGGCGGUAGAAUGCAGGUCGAAAUACUCUUGCCGACAUUGCAAGGGUCGUCAUCAUAGUCUGGUCUGCUUCGACCACGAAAGGGCAGCAUCAACAAGUUCGGAACAACGCAGAGGUGAAUCAACGCGUACGGAUUCUGACACCAGCUCCACACAAGUCACUACAUCAGCAGCAACGGUCACGAAAUCAGCGAAUACUUCACAGUGCUCAGCGCAAAUUCUUUUGGCAACCGCAGUGGUGGUUCUAGAGGACGAUUACGGUAAUCGGUAUCCAGCACGGGCUCUUUUGGACUCGGGGUCAGAGAGCAACCUACUCACGGAGCGCAUGAGCCAACGCCUGAAGGUUCCCAGGGAAAGGGUGGACAUUUCAGUGAUUGGAAUCGGGCAAGCAUCCACCAGGGUUAAGCAGAGAAUUCGAGCAUCUGUCAGAUCACGCAUUUCCGAAUUCGAACGGUCGAUGAGUUUCCUCGUUUUGCCAAAGGUAACCGCUAACUUGCCUGUCGCCUCGAUAACCACCAAGGGAUGGAAGAUUCCAAAGGGUAUUGAACUUGCUGAUCCGUCUUUUUCAAUUUCUGGUGAAGUUGACAUCGUGUUGGGUAUUGAAGCUUUCUUUGAAUACUUUGAUAGUGGCAAGAAGAUCCAUCUUGGGGCUGGACUACCAACACUGAACUAUUCCGUAUUUGGAUGGGUAGUUUGUGGAGGGAUUUCUCAAUCUAGAACCUCUAUCUCCGUGGCGAAUAAUUCCAUUUCGGCAGAAGAAUCCCUAGAAUCCUUGAUGACUCGAUUUUGGUCCCUAGAGGAGGUCGAGUCCCCGGUCGUAUUUUCACCUGAAGAAGCUCGCUGCGAAACCCUAUUUACCCAGACGGUGCAGCGACAGCCUAAUGGACGUUAUACAGUCACUUUACCCAAGAAUGAAAACGUUUUGGCGCAACUUGGCGAAUCUAAGGAGAUCGCAUUGCGGCGUUUUCUAGCCACGGAACGAAGAUUAGCCAGAGAUGAGAACCUGAGGAGUCAAUACAUCGCUUUUAUGGAAGAAUAUGUCAGUUUGGGUCAUAUGCGUAUGGUUCAUGAGUCAGAUUACGAGUCAGCUAUCAAGUCAGUUCAUGGGUCAGAUAUGAGAUCAAGUAAUGAGUCAGUUUAUGAGUCUGUUGAAGAGUCAGCAGGACGGUCUGUUGAAAUGUGUGAGAAUGAGUCUGUAAAUGAGUCAGUUGAUAAGUCAGUAAGAUCAAGGUCAGUGAAUGCGUCUGUAAACAAUGUCAGAAAUUUGUCAGAAGGUAGCAUGGGUAAAAAAUCAGUCGGACGCUGUUAUUUGCCUCACCAUCCGGUGGUUAAAGAGGCCAGCACCACCACGAAGCUGAGAGUGGUAUUCGAUGCUUCUUGCAAAACAUCUUCCGGAAUAUCCCUAAACGAUUCGUUGCUUGUCGGUCCGGUUGUUCAAGAAGAUCUACGAUCGAUCAUCCUACGUUGUCGCACCAAACAGUUUAUGAUAGUCGCUGAUGUAGAGAAGAUGUUUCGUCAGAUUGAAGUACACCGAUCAGAUCAAUCUCUCCAGUCGAUAUUAUGGAGAUCUUCUCCUACCGAUGAGAUUUCGACCUACGAACUUUGCACGGUGACAUACGGAACAAAACCUGCACCGUUUUUGGCCACACGCACGCUUCGACAACUUGCUAUGGAUGAGGAGGUCAACUUUCCACUUGCAGCAAGGGCUGUUCUCGACGAUACGUAUAUGGAUGACGUAAUCACAGGAACAGAUGAUGCCUCAGAAGCCGGAACCUUACGAAGUCAACUGGAUGAUUUAAUGUCAAGCGGAGGAUUCCGCUUGAGGAAAUAUGCAUCUAAUUGUUUGGAGAUCUUAGGCAAUAUACCCCAAGAAAACUUGGCUAUUCCAUGCUCGGAAGGAACUCCACUCGAUCCCAAUCCCUCGGUUAAAACUUUGGGCCUUACUUGGAUGCCCGUUUCUGAUGAAUUCAGCUUCCAGUUUUCCUUGCAACCGUUAGACGAUAGCGAGCCUAUAACGAAACGUCGAAUUUUAGCAAUUAUCGCUACAUUGUUUGAUCCUCUGGGGCUACUUGGAGCCACGAUCGCAAGCGCGAAGAUCUUUAUGCAACUACUUUGGACGUUGCAAGACCAAAAAGGAGAAAAACUAAAUUGGGAUCAGCAGGUACCUCAAAUGGUGGGUGAGCAGUGGAAGAAAUAUCACCAACAACUUCCGCUUUUGAACCAAAUAAAACUCAACCGUUGUGUCAUCAUACCUCAGCCGAUAUCGAUUGAAUUACACUACUUUUCUGAUGCGUCAGAGAAGGCCUAUGGUGCGUGUGCCUACGUGCGCAGCCAGAAUCGUGAUGGUCAGGUACAUGUCAGUUUGCUCACUUCGAAAUCGCGAGUAGCACCACUCAAAUGUCAGAGUAUCCCCAGGCUUGAACUCUGCGGGGCCCUUGUGGCCGCAGAGCUCAAUGAGCAAAUAAAAAGGUCAGUUAAAAUGAGUUUGAGAACAGUUUUUUGGACUGAUUCUACAUGUGUUCUGCGUUGGCUUCAAUCGAUCCCAUCUACUUGGACCACUUUUGUCGCAAACCGAGUCAGCAAAAUCCAAACUCUAACGGAAGGUUGUCAAUGGAAUCACGUUGCCGGAAAAGAAAACCCAGCCGACCUCAUAUCACGCGGAAUAACACCGGAGGAAAUAGUAAACAAUCAAUUUUGGUGGAAUGGUCCAAGUUGGUUGUCGGAUAAUCCAGAUAGUUGGCCUAUUACCACGAGAACAUUCCCUGAAGGGGACGAGGAAAACGAACGAAGGCGUUCCACAAUAGCUGCGACAGGUUCAGAGAAGCAAGAAUUCAACAGAUGGUAUAUUUCGCACUUCUCCUCCUACACAAAGUUGAUUCGUUGCACUGCCAUUUGGAUGAGAUUGUGUCGGUUGCUAAAAAGGUCAGAACAAGGAUUUACGUCUGGAUUUCUUAGAACUGUCGAGUUAGCAGAAGCUGAACACGUUUUAGUUCGCCUUGUUCAAAGAGAAUGUUUCAAUGAUGAGCUUAAGGCACUCUCCAAUGGUGAUUUUGUGUCGCGUCGAUCCCCUCUUCGAUGGUUCAACCCCUUUCUCGAAAAUAAAUCCAUAAAAUUGGGUGGAAGACUUAAAAAUUCCUUGGAACCAGAAACUUUUAAACAUCCUCUUGUUCUCCCAGCUCAGCACUGUUUUACUAAAUUGUUGUUCCGUCAUUAUCAUGAAAAGUUGCUCCAUGGUGGACCCCAGCUGAUGCUCAGCGCAAUUAGGCAACGAUUCUGGCCACUCGGAGGAAGGAGUGGAGUUCGUAAUGUUGUUCACCAAUGCUUGAGAUGUUUCAAGACAAAGCCAACUCCAAUCCAGCAGUUCAUGGGCGAAUUACCUACAGAAAGAGUAACAGCGUCUAGGCCGUUUACAAAAACCGGCGUUGAUUAUUUUGGUCCAAUCUAUGUUCGGCCAGGACCUCGAAAACCAGCUUCAAAGGCCUACGUUGCUCUUUUCGUAUGCCUGUCAACCAAGGCAGUUCAUCUGGAGUUGGUUUCCGAUCUUUCUACUGAUCGUUUUCUACAGGCACUGCGACGUUUUAUUGGGAGGUGGGGGCGAAUCGCUGAUAUCUUCUCGGACAACGGGACUAAUUUUAUUGGAGCAAAAAAUUAUUUGCAAGAGAUCCAUCAACUGUUUAAAUCAAAACAACACCAGGAGAAGGUUUCAAAACAUUGUGCUGAUGAGGGGAUACAGUGGCAUUUGAACCCUCCCCGCGCCCCACAUUUCGGUGGACUCUGGGAAGCAGCUGUGCGCUCGGCAAAACACCACAUUCUUAGAGUGAUCGGUGAUCAGCCGCUACCAUUUGAAGAUAUGAAUACAUUAUUGGUUCAGGUCGAGAGUUGUCUGAACUCCCGACCGAUAACACAGUUAACAGAUGAUCCUAACGAUCUCGAGCCGCUAACUCCUUCGCAUUUCUGGCUUGGCUCCUCUCUUCAAUGUCUGCCAGAACGAGAUUUGAGAAAUGUAGCAACAAAUCGGUUGAAUAAUUCACAAAUUGUUCAACAAAAAUUGCAGCAGAUAUGGUCUCGGUGGAAGCAGGAGUAUCUCUGCCAACUACAGGCUAGAACGAAGAGGUGGAACAAACCAGUAAAGAUUGAGGUCGGGAAACUGGUGGUGAUCUGUGAUGAUAAUUCUCCAUCAAUACACUGGAAGAUGGGCCGGAUUCACGAAGUGCACCCAGGGCUUGAUGGGGUAGUACGGGUCGUUACGCUCAAGACUGCAACAGGGUUUAAAACCAGAGCAGUCGAACGUCUUUGUUUGUUACCCGUUCAACCAGAAAGAUAA